AUGAGGCACGCGGGGGUCGGCGUCGGGGUGGGCCUGUGGGGGCCCAGUCCGCGGGGAGACCGGCCCCAGAAGGACAAGGGGGCGGGCAAGGGCUCGGCCAAGGCGGCCGCCCUGCACGCCGUGCAGUCCGUGCAGUCCGUGAGGGGCAGCUCGCCGCCGCCGUCGCCGCAGUCGCCGCCCAGGCAGAUCCUGGCCAAGUCCACGGAGAUGAUCCGCCAGUCGUCCCUCACCAGGCUGGGCUGCAUCAUCAACACGGCCGUCAACGGCGGCAAACGCUCAGGGAAUGGAGACACGCAGUGGUACUUUUCCCAGGUUAAAGGGACUCUGGACGACGACGUUACGGAAGCUGAUAUAAUAUCAUGUGUUGAAUUCAACCAUGAUGGAGAUCUUCUAGCAACUGGCGACAAAGGAGGACGUGUUGUCAUAUUUCAAAGAGACCCUGUUAGUAAAAGUGUAAUUCCAAGGAGAGGAGAAUACAAUGUCUACAGCACUUUCCAGAGCCAUGAACCUGAGUUCGAUUACCUCAAAAGUUUAGAAAUAGAAGAAAAAAUCAAUAAAAUCCGGUGGCUCAAGAGAAAGAACCAAGCUCAUUUCUUGCUGUCCACUAAUGAUAAAACCAUUAAACUGUGGAAGGUGUCUGAAAGGGACAAGAAAGUUGAGGGUUACAACACCAAAGAAGAGACUGGGCAGGCUCGUGACCCAUCAUGUAUAACACAAUUGAGAGUCCCUGUCAUAAAGCCCAUGGAGCUCAUGGUUGAAGCAUCACCACGAAGAAUUUUUGCCAAUGCGCACACAUACCACAUAAACUCAAUUAGCGUUAACUCUGACCAGGAGACAUACUUGUCUGCAGAUGAUCUUCGAAUCAAUCUCUGGCAUCUAGAGAUAACAGAUCAGAGCUUCAAUAUUGUAGAUAUUAAGCCCACCAACAUGGAAGAACUGACAGAAGUUAUCACUGCUGCAGAGUUUCACCCUGUGGAGUGCAACCUCUUUGUAUAUAGCAGUAGCAAAGGAACCAUCCGGCUGUGCGACAUGCGAGCAGCUGCUCUUUGUGAUAGGCAUUCGAAGUUGUUUGAAGAGCCUGAAGAUCCAACCAAUCGAAGUUUCUUCUCAGAAAUUAUUUCAAGUAUAUCGGAUGUGAAACUCUCAAAUUCUGGACGGUAUAUGAUCUCAAGGGACUACCUGUCUGUGAAAGUGUGGGACUUGCACAUGGAAACGAAACCUAUUGAGUCCUAUCCGGUCCAUGAGUAUCUAAGGUCUAAAUUAUGCUCAUUAUAUGAGAAUGAUUGCAUUUUUGAUAAAUUUGAGUGCUGCUGGAAUGGUAAUGACUCUGCCAUUAUGACUGGGUCUUACAAUAAUUUCUUCCGUAUGUUUGACCGAACAACUAAAAAGGAUGCUACUUUGGAAGCCUCGCGGGACGUGGCUAAACCCAAGACUUUACUCAAGCCUAGAAAGGUUUGUACUGGAGGGAAAAGGAAGAAGGAUGAUAUCAGUGUAGACUGCCUGGACUUCAACAAGAAAAUCCUUCACACAGCUUGGCAUCCUCUAGAGAAUAUUAUUGCUGUUGCAGCCACCAACAACUUGUUCCUCUUUCAGGACAAAUUCUAGCUUUUCUCUUCCAAAUUAGAUUUGGGAAAGAGACGCUGGGUGCAAUAGUUCAACAUGGCCUCUACUGACUGACCCUCAGGAGUUCUCCUCUUACCAAUAAGGGCCACUCUAUGCUGAUUCAUUCAUGCCCAGGCUCAAGUUGCAGUUAUGUCUUCCGUUAGGUUUUUGUGGGAAGAUGGAGGUGGUCUCAGUGGCAUUGUAAAGAGACAGCCUGCAUUGAAUUCAUGAAUUUGAAGCAGUCAUUGCAGUAGUAUCACAGGAGUUGCUUAUUUUCUCAUGGUAGUUAUAUUAUUAAUGAUAAUAAUAAUGAGGAGGGCAACUGAUCAUGAAAAGGUUUAGGCAGUCAUUAGAAUAUAUUUCAAUACAAAUUUGGCAAUCAUCAGUACUGUGCUGCUCCAAUUUAGACUUCUUGCUUCUCCUGAAUUUGGCUGCAGUUCUUUGGCAUUAUAUAUGUUAACUUAUUGCAGCGAAUUGAGAACUUCAUUUUGAAGCGAAUUAAUAGUUGCCAUGAAACAGUUCAAGUUAUUAUUUUCAAGCUGAGCUUGUACGCCUUCCAUUAUUUUAUCUCCUUCGUUUAUUUAUUUAUUUAUGGCUUAUUUUGACUUGUGUAUGAAAAUGAUCAAGCGAUGGGGUCAGUAGUAUCUGCUGACAGAACGACUGAGGUACCUGUUGAAAUAUUAGGGUAGUGAGGAUGCAUUCCAUGAACCAUCCCCUGGGCCAAUAUUCCUGUUGAAGUGUCUAUGUGUGUUCACAUGCAGUAUUGACUUCAAUUGACAGUAGCAUGCCUAUCUUUUCGGGAUAUGUGAGAUGAGUUUACUGCUUAACCAAUCACAGGACUUUAUAUUUUGGCCCGCAUUUUUUAACGAAAGAAAUAUUUACGCCACCUUUUUUUUUCAAUGGGUAGUUGUGAGAAACUUGUGAUACACUUGAAUUGUGGAGGAUGUGUGUUGGGCAGCUUUUUUAAGUAUGGUCACUGUAUUGUCAUUCUGUUUUGAUUUUAUGAACUGUACUUAAUGUUGUGAUACCACUUUGAGGGAGUGUAAAUGAAUUUUGGUGGAACCCUCCCUCCCCUCCUUCAUGCUGCACUUGACUUAAUUGAUUCAAUUGUCCAAAUACAAGUGUAAGCUGGCCAAUGUCUUUUAAAAAAUUAAUACCCGGUGGUUUUUAUGGAGUACUUUGAUACAUUUGUACUUGUAAUUUAUAACUCAUCCUUGAAAGAAGAUUUAUGAGAACAAAGCCAUUGUCAGACUGUUGGAAAGCUUUUGUACUACCAGUAUUAAGUCAUGCCCAGUGAUGGACACUUAGUAAACAUGUUUAUGUUUUAAGGGUCCAUUUUACCCCCAAAAGGAUUUUAUGUAAUUUUAUGUUCAAGUUUUGUCCUCCAAAUUAAAAAAAAUUUUAAAUUGUAAAGUGGUUGUUACUGUCAACUGCUCCCUAUGUAUUUCUUUCUUUCUUUUUUUUUUUUUGUCAUUUGUGGUGAAAUCCAUCAGUUCUGUUGCUUAGUUUCUAAUUUUAAGUUUCCAAAUUCGUUAUGCUUCACUGGCUUUUUCUCGUAUUACUUUUUUCCUCUUCAGUUAUAUUGAAUCUUGAUAUGCUCAGUUAUGAUUUGUGAUCGAAAUAUUAUAUGUUUGUAGGUAGGUAUCUGAUUGAGAAAAUUUGGAAUACAUGUAGGGUACGAGAUGACCUGUCAUUUUGUUGUUUUCCAUACUUGUGGGCAAAUGAAAGCUGUCAGGAUAGUUCAAGUGUGAGAAUUCAUUUUGAUACAUGAUUAAUAAAUAUUUUUGUACUGAA
Thrips palmi is the source of this 3396-nucleotide messenger RNA. RefSeq names its product protein phosphatase PP2A 55 kDa regulatory subunit (gene tws). Gene Ontology annotation, molecular function: protein binding; protein phosphatase regulator activity. Bases 1 to 1605 code for a protein of 534 amino acids. Gene Ontology annotation, biological process: peptidyl-serine dephosphorylation. NCBI's taxonomy places the organism in Eukaryota, Metazoa, Arthropoda, Insecta, Thysanoptera, Thripidae. The record is from RefSeq and is a predicted model, not a curated record. Gene Ontology annotation, cellular component: cytosol; protein phosphatase type 2A complex. The transcript has 10 exons.